AUGCCAAUGUUUAUAUCGUCAAACAAACCAAAGUUUUCAUUUGAUUUAACUAUCAAUGAACUUACAAAUAUCCCAGAAAUAAGUGGUUCUUGUUUUAUUGAAUUACAAAUUAGAGAUGCUAAACGAAAAAUCCCACAUUUAUCAAGAUCAACCAUCAGUAAACAACGAUCUACAAUAAAGAAGACCGAUGAUGCAUCAGUUUCAACUUCAAUGAAUGGAAGCACAAGUUCUACAUCAUCUACUGCAAAUAAUAAUUCUUCAUCAAUACAUGACACUUCAAUUGCGAAUACUUCCAGUUCAGGGAAUAUUUCUUCAACUACAUCAAGAAAGAAAUUGCAUAAUUUUAAAUGUAUAUUUAACUAUAAAUUAUCAUGCAAUUUGAAAUUCGGAGUGAAAAAGAAAAAGAAUCUAAUUGCAAACAAGUAUCUAUUACUUAAAAUAUUUUAUGUAAGUGAAAUUGAACGUCAUAGUCAUCACCAUCAUCAUCAAAGUAAUCUGGAGAAUGGUUCAUCGACAGGUUCGUCAAAAACCCAUACUCAAAUAACCGAAUUAGGAAGAUUAGAUAUCAAUUUAGCAGAAUAUUUAAACUUUGAUGAACCAGUAACUACAAAAUAUCUAUUAAAUGAAUCCAAAGUAAAUUCCAUAUUAAGUUUAACAAUCGAUUUAAAUGAAUUACCACCCACAUUUGAUUUUCAUACCCUGUUACAAAUUAAAGACAACAUCAGUUCAACAACUCCCGUAUCUUCAACCAGAACCAAACGAUCAAACACAUCAUCAUUAUCCAGAACAGGCAACACCACCACCCCAACCACAACAACCGCCCUCAAACGAAACACUUUCAAUAUCCCCCAAUUUGAACGAAAACAUGUCUUUGGAGGAAUCACCAACGUAUUUGGACAAAAUGGAACCUUUUCCCAACAGCAACAACAACAACAACCGCUUUCAAAUGGCAGUGGUGGUAGUGGUGUCGUUUCUCCUCCAGCAAGUCCCAGUCUCCGCCCCGCAGCCGCUAGUUCAACGGCAUAUCUGCCCAUUUCUUCCCGGGCAUCAAUUGAUGAACAAAUAGCAGCACCUAGUAAUAGAUUACCCCAAGUGAAUACCGAUAUAGCAAUGGAUGGAGUACCUGUCGUGACGACGGCGCCUGUAAAACAACAAAUUAUGGUUGAUCCAUUGAUUAGUCAUUUAUAUUGUAAAGUAUUGGAAAGUAAUUGGGAUCCUGAACUUUCUAAAUUGUUAGAAUAUACUCCUGAACAAUGCAUAAAUGAUAUUUUUGAAUCUAAUACGAAUCCAAAUGGAAUAAAUCAGAAGCUUAAAGCUCAUUAUGAUGAAUAUGUGAAGACCGGGAAUGAUGGGAGACUAGCUGGAGGGAGUGGCAGUGGCAGCGUAAGUGGUGGUGGGCCCGUUGGUGGUGGUGAUGAUGAUGAUGAGAAUACUCGAGAAUUGAAUGGGUUGAUUAGUGAACUUAAAUAUCGUACUGAUUUGAAAAGUUGGAAACUAACACGAAUUCCAAGUUGA
This is a messenger RNA of Hemisphaericaspora subhashii, 1515 nucleotides long. RefSeq lists its product as uncharacterized. The transcript has a single exon. The coding region runs from base 1 to 1515 and encodes 504 amino acids. NCBI's taxonomy places the organism in Eukaryota, Fungi, Ascomycota, Pichiomycetes, Serinales, Debaryomycetaceae. The record is from RefSeq and is a predicted model, not a curated record.